AUGAAAAGUCAAGAACCAUCAUCUUCGUCUUCUUCGGAAUUGAUACCUCUGCAUCAACAAAAUUCGCCAUCAUCAACAUCUACAAGUAAACAAUCCAUACUCGGAGAUCUUCCUGUAUUUAAUGCAAAGAAUUUUUCUAAACCGAAUCCGAGAUCGCAUCUCAACCCUCCUAAAUUAUUAUAUACUCAUUCAAAACCAAAACAAAUCGUUACCACAGAUAGGACAUCUCUAUUGCAACGACAUUUUGAAAAGUUACAUUUAUCAGCUAACACAAAUAAUACUGGUGGUGGUCAACCAUCGCCCAGUGUUGGCUCGAGUAGUAGCAACAGUGGACUUUCAAAAAGAAAUGCAACAGACUCGAGCAUGUCAACAACGCCAUAUGACAGACCAACGAAAACUCUUAAAUAUAAUUAA
Molecule: messenger RNA, 414 nt
Organism: Naegleria lovaniensis
Lineage: Eukaryota; Heterolobosea; Eutetramitea; Acrasida; Naegleriidae
Exons: 1
Coding region: 1-414 (137 amino acids)
Source: RefSeq, a predicted model, not a curated record